AUGGAUGAGAUCAAGGCCAGAGAAGGAUCCGUCAACUUCCUGGACACCGUCGAGGGCGAGAUCGCCUUUUUCCGCUCGAUGAUGCGCGCAAGGCCGGUCGGCCUCCACCGCCACUUCCACGUCCUCACUAUUCGCAACGCGAUCCUCAGAGACACUGGUCGGGCCAUUUCUACGGACGCCCUAUGGGAGAAGCUGCGAAGCUGCUAUGACAUGGACAUUCUGGAGGGGAUUGAGGUAGACGGCUAUGACCCUCCUGACAUACAUGACAUCCCUUCUCCGUCCUCUAUACCUGUACGAUCCCCUUCACCGUCAGACAACCUCUCAAUGCACCCCUUCUUCCGGCAUGAGUAUUCGCUCCCGCAAGAAGACACGUUCGACAACCUCGUAUUCGCGCGACGUAUGCGCGGAAGCGUGUCCUUGCCGUCUACCUCCCCCGCACCCUCCCCAAUACCAAUCGGUCCGUCAGCGCGAUCAUCAAAGAAGGGUAGGAGCAAGCUCAAGAAUAUGGCUGGGCUCAUUGGCGGCGAUAGUGAUAGCAGCGCGUUGACCCAGGAGAGCGGAGACGAGAGCAUUGCUGCCACUCCCAGAGACAGUGUCGCAGCUGGGACGGACGCGGGCACAGACUUCGCAGAGGAGGAAGAGGCAGAUGGAUCCCCAAGUAAGGCCAACCCAUGA
Messenger RNA from Fomitopsis serialis, 675 nucleotides. RefSeq lists its product as uncharacterized. The transcript has 2 exons. Gene Ontology annotation, cellular component: NuA4 histone acetyltransferase complex; nucleus. Lineage: Eukaryota; Fungi; Basidiomycota; Agaricomycetes; Polyporales; Fomitopsidaceae. Gene Ontology annotation, biological process: regulation of transcription by RNA polymerase II. Bases 1 to 675 code for a protein of 224 amino acids. The record is from RefSeq and is a predicted model, not a curated record.